AUGCAGGCCGCGCAAAAGGGCCCCAAGGCCUGUACGACUUGCGCAAAGGCUAAGGCGCGAUGCAUUCCAGGAAAUUCUGAUGGCGACAAAUGCGAGAGAUGCCAGAGAUUGAACAAGGACUGCUUCUCCCGUCCGCCGGCCCCGCCCCGCAUCAAGAAGAGGCCGAAGAGAUCCAGGGUCGCCGAGCUGGAGAAGAGGCUGAAUGAACUGUCCUCACAAGUCGGUCAAGGCCACGCGCGGCUGCCGACGCCCGAGGAUGCGGCGACGUCAGAGCGAGCGACUUCCAGCGCCAAGACGGUAAACAGCGGCGACGUCCAGAGCGACCUAGUCGAGAUUGUCAACCUGCAGCACUGGUUCCCCAACUCGGCAAGUUCACCCGGUGGCGCUGGCGCCGGCAAAGAAAAGUCGGUGUCGCCGCCACGGGCCGGCUGGGAGGCUGAGGCCUUUCAGCACAUGGACUCAAUCUGGCCGCUGCCCGAGGAUGCGGCGGCGCUGCUCCAGGACUAUCACGAACUGUGGGCGGACACGUUUCCCUUCAUCGUGGUGCCGCGGGACAUGACAUCCGAGGACCUUCGCGACAAACGGCCGUUCCUCUGGAAGGGAAUGAUGCUGACGGCGUCCUUCUUCGAUGCGGCGCGACAGACGCGGCUGGGCGCGGAGCUGCUAGGCGACAUGGCGCGCGCGGCCGUGGUCGAGGGCGUCAAGACGCUCGACCUACUACAGGGCAUGCAGCUGCUCGUCGCGUGGUACCAGUACGCAGUCAAGGGCCACCAGCUGACCAAUCUUCUCUUCCUAGCGCGCUCCAUGUGCGUUAAUCUGAGCUCUCCGAGCUGCGACCCGUUGCCGAGCGAUGCGAGAUACUCCCAGCUAGAUCCCCUACGGGCCUACGCCGCUACAUAUUAUAUAAAUACAAUCUCUAUUUGCAGUGUUUUUGCGACGAAUAAGAAGACAGAUGUCUUUAUGAAUACGUCCCACGUCGAGCUCUGUCUCAAGACGCUCGAGAGCGCAGCAGAAUAUCCGUCGGAUGUUUUCCUGGUCAAGCUCGUCAAGUCGCAGCAGAUCGCCCAGAACGUUGCCCUCACGAUGUCCUUUGACCCCAGCCAUCCCAUGCAACUCCCCAUCCCCGUCAUGGUUCAGACCUUUCAAGAGCAAAUCAAGAACUUCCGAGAAACGCUACCAAAGCAUUUAGAAAAAGAUCCGUCCCUCGGCGGCCACCUCCUCAUCUCCGAAGUCCUUCUAACAGACAUUGCCCUGUCAGACCAGUACUGCGGGCCGGCCAGCAUGCCAGUCGAGACGCGCCUGGAGCUUCUGUGGUCGUGCAUUCGGUCGCUGCGGGCCUUUUUCCGCAACCGCUUCCUCAACCGUGACAUUGACCGGCCGCGUUACGUCAACCUAACAACGUCGGACAUCGCCUACAGCCUCAUCACGAGCAUCAAGCUGCUGAUGUUGCGGCUGCCCGGCUGGGACCCCAAGCACGUGGCGUCGGAGCUGACGAUCACGCACGUGCUGCACUGGCAGAUUAAUGACCUGGCGCUGAUUAUCGAGAAGCGUCGCGGGGAGUCGGCAGCCACGGGGACUGCUGGACCGGCCAAGGUGGCGCCGAUUGCGGAGGACCCGUGGGAGCGCCUCCUCCGCCUGCUCUUCAACGCAAGGGAGCUGGUCAACUUGCAGUGCCACGCGGGGGACAUGAACGCGACGGCUGCGGCUGCGGCUGCGGCUGCGAUUCCGGGCAUGCCAGGCCCGCCGGGCUCGUCGCAGGCUCUACUUGGGGAGCUGGACGAGUCUGUGUGGUUUGAUAUUGUGAACGAGACGGCCUGGAACAUGAAUGACGAAAUCAUGUCUGGGUAA
Molecule: messenger RNA, 1848 nt
Organism: Cordyceps fumosorosea ARSEF 2679
Lineage: Eukaryota; Fungi; Ascomycota; Sordariomycetes; Hypocreales; Cordycipitaceae
Product: Zn(2)-C6 fungal-type DNA-binding domain protein
Exons: 4
Coding region: 1-1848 (615 amino acids)
Biological process (GO): regulation of DNA-templated transcription
Cellular component (GO): nucleus
Molecular function (GO): zinc ion binding; DNA-binding transcription factor activity, RNA polymerase II-specific; transcription cis-regulatory region binding
Source: RefSeq, a predicted model, not a curated record